UCGAUUUUUUUUUCUUUUUUCGAAAUCACUGCAAGUUUCCAAUUUUCUCUCCCCCUUAACUCUUCAACCCUUCUCCGUCCUUCUUUCCUGCCCAUUCACCUGCAGUUGCAGGCCUGGUAAGUCCUCGCUUCAGCAGGCCACGUCAGGGACCCGCCGCGCAUGACCAUACUCACUCGCUCGCAUACAGCAACGAUGGACCAGAAAGCAGGCGAGACUGACGAGGCCUACGAGGCAUGGCUGGCGGCCAUCAUGACCGACACCAAGCAGCGUGCAGACGCAACGGCAGCAGCACGGAAUAAGAAAGAAGCAGAGGCAGAGAGRCUAUGUCUUCUGGCUGAAGAACAGCGACAGAAGCACGUGGCAGCAGCAGCCAAGGCCGCUGAUGAAGAACGUGUACGGCGACACAAAAUUAUAUUCAGGGAGGAAAGUGCAUUACACGCACAGGCUAGGGAUUGGCAGAUAGAGGCCGAGAACGGCGAUCCCGUUGACGUCGGUAGCAUAGUAUCUCAACUUUUCAACCGUGUCACGGACCUCCUCGCGACUUGCAUCGCACAGCAGGAGGACAUCUACUCCCUCGACCACGCUAACAAGGCGCUGCAACAGUCGUCAGACCAGAUGCUCAAGCGCAUUCAGCAGCUGGAGCAGCAAGUCGCUAACGCCAAUGCCAACGUCGGCCCCUCCGACCUCGUCGACCGCGUCAACGUCUUGGAGAUCGACGUGGGGACACUCAAGGCCGGGGCGCAACAGCACGUCUGUGCCGCACCCAGCUCCAGCACGGCGCCAUGCGAGACCAUUGUCAAGUUUGACGGGCUCCCGAUCUUCUGUGACGCAUUGAAGACGGACCCCAUACAAUGGUGGCACCAGUUCGAACUCAAGCUGGACCUCCACCACGUCGCCAACGAGAAUCGGCAUGCAUAUUUGUACUCCCGCUCGGGAGGCGCAUGUCAGGCAUGGUUGGACAACAUGCUGUCCGCCCAUGCAUGUACAGUCACCGAGUUGCACAAGUACAUCACCUGGGCGGAUCUCACGACGGCAUGGAAGAAGCGCUUCCAAGUAGAACCGCCCGAGCACAAGGCGAUGGACAAGCUGCUGACAUUUUCGCAGAACAACAUGCCAAGCGGAGACUGGAUUUCCGAGUUCCAACACCUCGCAAGCAUGCCCAAGCUGCCGCUGAACUUCGACGGCAUCAAGCUUUAUUUCGUCAAGAGGUCGUGCCCGACGUUGCAGAAUGUGUUGACUCAUGUCGCCGACACCCUCACUACAAGCGAGGAACUCUUCAACAAGGCCGCGCAGAUCAUUGUGACGAACUUGGCAGCCUGGAAUACGGGCCCCUUGUCAAUUGCCGGCCAGAGCGCCCACCAUCAUCGGCCUAAAGUGGCCGUGGUCGCAGCGGCAACGACUAGCGACCCUUCUACUUCAAACGAGGCUGUUUCGUCUGACGAGGGAGACAGACUCGCAGCUGCCCAGAAUGGUGGCCGCCCCGCCAAAGGACGAGGACGCGGCAAGCCGAAGACCAACACCAAUACUUCUUCUAGGCCCGGGCAAGCAGCUCCAGCUCAAGGACCUUGGAGAGCGUACAGGCUGACGGAGCGCGGGUAUCGCAUCUCGAUUCGGCCGCAAGAUCGCUACAAGACUGCGUUUAAGACACGGUACGGGCACUUUGAGUGGGUUGUUAUGCCUUUUGGACUCACCAACGCCCUGGUGAGUUUUCAAGCGGCUAUGACCAACGAGUUCCGAGCAAUGUUGAACCGGUUCGUGCUGGUCUACUUGGACGACAUCCUCGUCUAUAGCCGGACCUUGGAGGAACAUCUUGACCAUCCUCAACGAGUGUUGGAGACACUCCGGCGCACCAAGUUCAAAGCCAACAGCGACAAGUGCGAGUUCGUGCGUCAAGAGUUGGAAUACUCGGGUCACUUCGUCACUCCACAAGGCAUUAGUCCGUUGUCGAGCAAGAUUCGAGCUGUCCAAGAUUGGCCGGAGCCACGGAACGUCACGGAUGUCCAAUCAUUCCUUGGCCUCGCCGACUACUACCAACGCUUCAUGAAAGGCUACUCGAAGAUCGCGGCUCACUUAACCAAGCUUCAAUGCGAGGACCGACCGUUUGACUUUGGGAUGGACGCGCGGGAAUCAUUCUUGGCCCUCAAGGCCGCAUUGCUUUCCGUGGAGGUAUUGCGGAUAUACGACCCGCUAUUGCCAACGCACGUCACCACGGACACAUCCGGCUAUGGCAUUGGUGCCGUCCUUGAGCAACAUGACGGCGUGGAUUGACACCCGUUCAAAUAUUUCAGCAAGAAAGUGCCGGCCGUGCACUCCAUCGA
Chara braunii is the source of this 2318-nucleotide messenger RNA. The record is from the annotation of a GenBank genome assembly. Lineage: Eukaryota; Viridiplantae; Streptophyta; Charophyceae; Charales; Characeae.